This is a messenger RNA of Halichondria panicea, 2882 nucleotides long. RefSeq names its product choline transporter-like protein 2. The transcript has 21 exons. Gene Ontology annotation, molecular function: transmembrane transporter activity. Bases 201 to 2675 code for a protein of 824 amino acids. Gene Ontology annotation, biological process: transmembrane transport. NCBI's taxonomy places the organism in Eukaryota, Metazoa, Porifera, Demospongiae, Suberitida, Halichondriidae. The record is from RefSeq and is a predicted model, not a curated record.
CUUUUAUGCUAAGCCUGCAAGGUGUGUGUGUACGUACAUACGUGUGUGUGUAGCAAGCUUUAGCAAGUGAUUAGAGAUUCAUCGAUACAAGGAGACGGGCUAUUCUAGUGUUUGGAGCAGCCUCCAGAAGACCUAACCACCACACAAGAGGAGAGCAGCUCUCCAGUUUUCACCAAUUUGCACUUUAGAGGUAGCUCAAGAUGUCCAUGUCCAUACUGUGUGGAUGCUUCAGUGGGGAGUGCCGGGGAGAGUCAAUGGAUGGUGACGAACAGGUGGACGGGAAGCCCAUGAGAGGGACUCGUCUGAAGUAUGAUCCUGACUUUAGAGGUCCGAUCAGAGGAAGAUCAAGGCGACCCAAAGACUUGCUCUGUUUGAUCAUCUUCAUCAUCUUCAACAUUCUACUGUUGGCUAUCGGAGUGUAUGCCUGGGCGAAUGGGAACCCGCUGCGAGUGAUCCAUCCCGUGGACUCCAAGGGGCGACUGUGUGGAGUGGAUGCAGCCGUGAUAAACAAGCCCAACCUCCUAUUCUUUGAUUUCACUCGCUGCGUACAGAUCGUCGAUGUGGGUGAGAUUGUCAGUGGCAAUUUUGAUGCUUCCUCCAUCUUCACCUGUCCAACACCUCAAGUGUGUGUGAGUGAGUGUCCCACUAUGAAUGAGUUUGGAGUGAGGAGCAACCCAGUGUGUGUGGACAGUGUAAACACAACUCCCUUCACCAACAUCACCAGUAUCGACUUCCUUGACAUCAACUCUGUGUCUAGUGCAGCUGACAGUGCCCUUCAACUCAUCAACCUCAUCAAAGAGGAGAAGUGUGCUCCAUACUACAUUGACAGCACACCAGUUGCGGGUCGUUGCCUGCCCAUUCCCAGUGGCCUGGUCAACCAAACGCAGAUGAUAUUCUCGUCUGAUGCCAUCCUUCAGCAGCUGGCCAAUGACUCACGACAGAACAGCGUCAACUUCACCGAACUGUUUAGAGACAUCUCUGUCGGAGACAUUCUCGAUGGAACUGUUACUAAUGAGGUGCUGCUCGGACUGAGGCAGUUCCUAGUGGACGUCUAUCAGGACCUGGUGGUGGUGUGGCCGGGACUGCUAAUAGGUCUUGGUAUAGCCGUGGUGCUCAGCUUCCUCUAUGUGGUGCUCAUCGGGUUCCUGGCCGGACCUGUCGUGUGCAUCGGCAUCAUACUAGCAAUACUGCUAGUCACUGGAAUUGGAGGAUUUGGGUUCUACCAGUUCUACUGUUUCCAGAAUACGGCUGCCUUCUUUGGUCAGUUCAACACCACCAUUGAUGCCCUGAACAUCAACGUGACCCAAGCCCUGGACGUCUCUGCUCAGAUAUGCUCUGCCACUGCUCCUCUCCGCGUGUUCAUCGACAGUUCUCUGCCGUGGUUUGAGUACCAACAAUACGCAUGGCUCACUAUUGGAAUCAUUGGAACUCUUCUCCUGCUGAUAGUACUGCUACUGCUCAUUGUGCUGGCCAAGAAGAUCCGUGUCUCCAUUGAGAUCAUGAAGGAGGCCAGCAAGGCUGUGUUUGGAGUUCCCACGUCUGUCAUCUACCCUCUCUUCACGUUCCUGCUGCUCUUCAUCGUGCUCGUCUACUGGGGAGUUGUCGCGGUUUUCUUGUUGACUGCAACCACGCCCAGUUUCCGAGUGGUGACCAACAGCACAGCUGCUCAGAACUUCACUAUCAUGGAUAUGAACCUCACCGCUGGGGGCGACUGCACCACCAGCGAUUUUCAGCCACUGUUUGAGGACACGAUGUUCGUAACCACUCCUGAUGGGAUUGUGACAGUGGCCUGCCAGUUUGACCAGUUUGUCACAACCAAUUUCUUGCUUGGUAUUCAAUUCUACCACCUGUUUGGGUUGUUCUGGCUGACCAACUUCGUACUUGCCCUGGGGGAAAUCACUCUGGCUGGAGGGUUUGCCUCCUGGUACUGGACAUUUGACAAAAAGAAAGACGUGCCUUUUUUCGCACUUCUCAGCGCUCUCGGACGAUCACUACUGUUUCAUUCUGGGUCCAUUGCCUUUGGUUCUCUGGUAAUUGCUGUGAUACAGCUGCUUAGGGCCAUACUAGCUUAUGUCCAGAAGAAGUUCAAGGGCAAGUCUGGGAAGUGUGUGCAGGCCAUGCUCUGUUUGUGUUCAUGUUGUCUCUGGUGCUUUGAGAAGAUACUGAGGUACAUCAACAGACAGGCUUACAUUGAGAUUGCUAUCUAUGGGUACGACUUCUGUACUGCUGCUUGUAAGGCAGUCAACCUUCUUAUAAGGAACGCCCUCAUAACCGUUGUAAAAGACCGAAUCGUCGGGUUUCUUCUCUUCCUUGGAAAACUUGCUAUUACUGGUGCUGUCGGAGCUCUUGCCUAUUUGGGAUUUGCUGGAUAUUUGAACCUUGGUGAGGAUUUGUGGGGACGACCUCUCAACUACUUUCUCAUCCCAGUUGCCCUGUUGGUUGUUUUCACGUACAUCAUAGCAAGUGGAUUCACAAGUGUUUAUCACAUGUCUGUCGAUACGAUAUUCAUCUGUGCAAUGGAGGAUCUCGAGCGAAACGAUGGUAAAGACAAGCCGUACUUUAUGAGCAAGAAGCUGAUGAAACUAUUGAAUGCAAAGAACAAGAAGAACAAGGGCAGGGAUGCAACUGAUGGAGAGGAAGAGGUCAUUGAGCUGGACGAACAUAUACAUGUUUGAGAGAACAAGAAACUGUUUAUACAUGUAGCUAUAAUUAUACAUGCCUAUGAUGUAGUAGUGAUUUUAAAACAAUGCUGUGUGGUAUGGUCAGAUAAAAUAACGAUGAUGAUUUUUAUAACACUAAGUCUUGUAAAAUUUUUUUGCAAAUGUGUCCCUUUUACUAGUUUUUGUACUAAUAAUUAUAACCACUUCAUUCUUCAAGAACAA